This is a messenger RNA of Colletotrichum chrysophilum, 1149 nucleotides long. RefSeq lists its product as uncharacterized. The transcript is spliced from 3 exons. The record is from RefSeq and is a predicted model, not a curated record. Gene Ontology annotation, molecular function: protein binding; molecular adaptor activity. The coding region runs from base 1 to 1149 and encodes 382 amino acids. Lineage: Eukaryota; Fungi; Ascomycota; Sordariomycetes; Glomerellales; Glomerellaceae. Gene Ontology annotation, biological process: post-translational protein targeting to endoplasmic reticulum membrane. Gene Ontology annotation, cellular component: membrane; TRC complex.
AUGGCCUCAACCACAAAGCAGCGCCUCGCUGUCGCGAUCUGCGAAUUCCUCUCCUCCUCCGUAUCCGACGGCACCCUCCCCGCCGACGACAAGGACUCCGUCGACGUCGCCAUCCAAUGCAUCGCAGACUCCUUCAAGGUCGACCCCUCCGACCCCAAGCAGCUCGCCGACGCCGUCGGCACCCAGAAUCUCUUCCAGAUCUACGCCGUCUAUGAGUCCCUCAAGAAGGCCAAGGAGCAGAACGCCCCCGCCGCGGCCGAGGGCGCCGCCGCUGGAGCUGCCGCCGCCGCAGCAGCCGCAGGCGGCACCACCCCCAAGGUCCCCACCGACGCCGAGAAGAAGGACGCCGAGGCCCUCAAGUCCAAAGGCAACGCCGCCAUGGCCACGAAAGACUACCCCGCCGCCAUCUCCCUCUACACCCAGGCCCUCGCCCUGCACCCGACCAACGCCGUCUUCCUCUCCAACCGCGCCGCCGCCCACUCCGCCGCCAAGGACCACACCUCCGCCAAGUCCGACGCCGAGGCCGCCGUCGCCAUCGACCCCACCUACACCAAGGCCUGGUCCCGCCUCGGCCUCGCCCGCUUCGCCCUCGGCGACGCGAAGGGCGCCAUGGAGGCCUACGGCAAGGGCAUCGAGUACGAGGGCUCCGGCGGCUCCGAGGCGAUGAAGAAGGGCUUCGAGACUGCCAAGCGCCGCGUCGAGGAGAUGGAGCAGGAGGAGGUCGACCUGCCCCGCUCAUCCCCCGGCGCCGGCGGAGCUGGCUCCGGAGGCAUGCCCGACCUGAGCAGUCUCGCGAGCAUGCUCGGCGGAGGUGGUGGUGCCGGCGGCGGUGGCAUGCCCGACUUCAGCCAGAUCAUGAACAACCCCAUGUUCGCCAGCAUGGCGCAGAACCUGAUGAGCAACCCGGAGUUGAUGGGCAACCUGAUGGGCAACCCGCGUCUUAGAGAGAUGGCGGACCGCUUCGGUGGCGGUGGAGGCAUGCCUGACCUCAACAGCCUCAUGUCCGACCCGAGCAUUGCUGAGAUGGCCCGUAACAUGAUGGGAGGCGGCGGCGGUGCGGGUGCGGGUGCAGGUGCUGGCGCUGGUGCCGGUGCCGGUGCCGGUGGUGCUGGUGCUGGCGCGGGUGCUGGUGCGGGCCGCGGCAACUAG